This is a messenger RNA of Peronospora farinosa, 300 nucleotides long. NCBI's taxonomy places the organism in Eukaryota, Oomycota, Peronosporomycetes, Peronosporales, Peronosporaceae. The record is from the annotation of a GenBank genome assembly.
AUGGACGUGGUGACGCCUGCUCAUCUAGAGACAAAAAUCCGCCAAGAGAUCGGUGCUGCGCUAGUCGAGGCCGUAGAUUUGUCCGAUGGUUGUGGUAGUAAAUUCAGUCUUGUGGUCGUGCACGAAGGUUUCGAAGGCCAGUCACUACUAGAACGCCAGCGUCGAGUAAACGAUUGUCUGAAGGAGGAAAUGACGCGUAUUCAUGCGCUGCAAAUGAAGACGUGGACGCCUUUGCAGUACGAGCAGAAGACAAAGAAGAAGCUGCCUCUGGGUGAUAACCAGCUAUCGGAGGAGCAGUAG